Conger conger (European conger) is the source of this 6067-nucleotide messenger RNA. Its product is annotated as transcription initiation factor TFIID subunit 4-like. Gene Ontology annotation, molecular function: RNA polymerase II general transcription initiation factor activity; protein heterodimerization activity; DNA binding. The transcript is spliced from 15 exons. Gene Ontology annotation, biological process: transcription initiation at RNA polymerase II promoter; DNA-templated transcription. The record is from RefSeq and is a predicted model, not a curated record. NCBI's taxonomy places the organism in Eukaryota, Metazoa, Chordata, Actinopteri, Anguilliformes, Congridae. The coding region runs from base 12 to 3242 and encodes 1076 amino acids. Gene Ontology annotation, cellular component: transcription factor TFIID complex.
UGAGAUCAAAGAUGGCGGGCGCCUCCGACCCUCUGGAAGAUAUGCUCUUCUCCGAGGUGGACGAAAAAGCAGUUAGUGACUUAGUGGGCUCACUUGAGUCGCAGCUUGUGGGUCAGAGCAACACAGCAGAUUCCCAUACUGAAACUAGGACUGCUGGGUCUACAGGCGCUGCCAAUCACCACUUAGGAAGAAUACAAUCUGCCCAAGUGGCUACUGUACUAGAUCAGCAACAACAACAAGGACAACAUAAAGCUGGGAUAAAUCAAGAGCCAAACUCAAAAGAAAUUAGCUCCGAGAAAACUGUGAUACCGUCUUCUCUCGGUUCCAUUCCACCAUUCGAAGAAGGUUCCAUCACUUCUGGGACUGGAGUGAAUGCCAGUAGCGGCUUGCAAUCACAUGGAGCAUCUAACAUCACAACACUGUCUGCAUCUGAUCUGGUAACUUUACCACAUCCGAUGGACAGCAUCAGUCCUGCUAAUAGAGGUCCUGUCGUUGGUUCAGCAGGGGUAGAAACUAUAACGACAGAGACUGACCCUCGGAAAAAUCACAUCACUUCGAACAUAAGGACUGCUUCUGCAGGAAUACAGAGUUUGAACGGGAACGAUGGAGCGGUGACGUUAGCUAACUGUCCGACAAAUACUGCUGUUCCGGCGGCUGUUGCGGCUUUUCAACCCGGAUCUGGAACUUUAUCGUUGGUUAACAGCGCGAACACAGUUGUUAGCAGUGCCAGUGCAGUCACCGCCAGUCUGAACGUGGUACAGACAGCGAACGCGACCACUUUUAAUGUAGCUCAUACUGAUUUCCAUACAUCGCACGCCGCGAUUAAUCUGGAUGGGCGAGGGACUCCUACAAUAGCCUUGCAAAGACUACCGAGCCACAUCAUGGCUAGCAUCGCACAGAAUGGAAACGGCACUACACUUUCGGCAUUGGUCCAGCAAGGCGCACGACUAGAUCUCCCCGCCGCUGCAGCAGCCCCGCUAGUCAACCACAGCACAAGCGCAGAUGCCAAUAAUCCGAAAUCAGACUCUCCCGUGCAGUCAAAAAUAAUCAGCCAGCCUACCGUUGUGAGUUCAACAACCAAUCCUGUCACGUCGUCAGCUCCUGUUGUUAACCCUCCCUCGAGUCAGCAGCAGAGUUCUGUAGCCAGCUCGUUACCUGCCGCCAGCAGCCCCGUCCCUCUCACGGCUAUAUCGAAACCGACUGUCACUUUAGGGCAACAAACCGCCACUACCGUUGCUAUGAUAAGGCCCGGGACGCCUUCACCGUCACCCGUAAUUUCCACUUCUCCCCAGACCCAACUUCGCCCUGGACUGGGGACUCCUCAGAGAAUUGUUGCACCUCAGCUACUUGUCAGACCCCCACAGCAGCAAACCACCAUACAACUUCCACCCGGAUUUACCAUACCACCGGGCAUGGUGCUGGUGCGCACGGAGAUGGGGCAGCUGGUGAUGGUCCCCCAGCAGGCUCUGGCCCAAGCCCAGGCUCAAGCGCAGGCCCAGAACAGCAUCUCUCCCCGCCCCGCUACCCCCACCACGGCCGCCACGUUCAGAGUGACCACCACUCAGUCUCCCGUGUCCCCGCAGGCCAUCAGGCCGGGCCCUCCCACGCCGGCCAAAAUCGUGCAGUCUGGCUCCCCGGCCAGCAGCCCCGCCCUGCAGGCCCCGCCCGCAGCCCCCGCUAAGGCCGCAGUGCCCGGGGGUCCGGUGGCUGCCACCGUGGCGGUGACGGUGACGGCCUCCCAGCAGCCCUCCCCAGUGACGGCGGGGGCACAGAGCACCCCCCAAGCCCAGCCCCAGACCGUCCUGCCCCCCCAGGGCACGGCAACAGCCAUCGCCACGCCCCCUGUCCCUGGAGCCUCCGUCAUCUCCCAGGAGAUGCAGGAAAACGUGAAGAAGUGCAAGAACUUCCUGGCGACACUCAUCAAACUGGCUUCCCACAACUCGCCUUCUCCAGAGACUUCUCGUAACGUGAAGGCCCUGGUUCAGGACCUGCUGGACGCCAAGAUUGAACCCGAGGAAUUCACCAACCGCCUGCAGUCGGAGCUGAAGUCCUCUCCCCAGCCCUACCUGGUCCCGUUUCUCAAGAAAAGCCUGCCAGCCCUGAGGCUCUCGCUGCUCAACAGCCAGCAGUCGCUGACGCAGCCCCUGCCGCAGGUGAAGCCCGUCCCUGGGGGAACCGCCCCGGGCCUGGUCCCCGGGCCCACGGUCCGCGCGCGGCACCCCAACAGCGUCAGCACCACGGCUCCCGGAGCCCUCCCCGGGCACGGCUCCACCAUGGGCAUCAAGAGAGCAGGUGUUCAGGGCAGCCAGGUCCGAAUGCCCAUAGUGAUCACGCAGACUGUCAGAGGCGCAGUUGGGAAGGGACCAACAAUACAAGCAAGCAGAAGUCCCAUGGGCUUCGCUGUUCAGGUCUCCGCAAAUCAGAAAAACAAGCUGAACGACCCUGGAGGCGGAUCUUUCAGGGAUGACGAUGACAUCAAUGACGUGGCGUCGAUGGCGGGGGUGAACCUGAACGAGGAGAGUGCCCGCAUCCUGGCCACAAACUCAGACCUGGUGGGAACGCAGAUCCGGUCCUGUCGGGACGAGGCCUUCCUACCCAUGGGGCUGCUUCACAAACGCAUCCUGGAGACAGCGAAGAAGUUUGGGGUCACCGAGGUCCCGGUGGAAGCUGUGAACUUGAUCUCGCACGCGACGCAGACGAGGCUACGGACGGUGCUGGAGAAGGUGUCCACAAUCGCACAGCACCGGAUGGAAACGUGCAAAGACGGCGAGUGGCACGAGCAGUCGACGGACGUGCGGUCGCAGCUGAAGUUCUUUGAGCAGCUGGAGAGGAUGGAGAAGCAGAGGAAAGAAGAGCAAGAGAGGGAGAUCUUGAUGAAGGCUGCGAAAAGUCGCUCCAGGCAAGAGGACCCAGAGCAAGCUCGGCUGAAACAGAAAGCUAAGGAGAUGCAGCAGCAGGAGCUGGCUCAGAUGAGGCAGCGGGACGCUAACCUGACGGCGCUGGCUGCUAUCGGGCCUCGGAAGAAACGCAAGCUGGACUCCCCCGGGGCCACAACGUCAGGGACCGAGGUUUCGGGAACCUCCGUGGGCUCGCCGGCGGGCCCCGGGGGCCCCUCCACGUCCUCGCGCCAGUACUCCCGCCACCGCAUCACCCGCGUCAACCUCAGGGACUUCAUCUUCUACAUGGAGCAGGAGAGAGAGACAGCCCGGUCCCUUCUGCUCUACCGGGCCCUGCUCAAGUAGCCUCCCACAGCCCCAACACUGAUCUCUUAUACCCUCUCUCCCCAACACAGAUCUCUUAUACCCUCUCUCCCCAACACUGAUCUCUUAUGCCCUCUCCAACACUGAUCUCUUAUACCUUCUCUCCCAACACUGAUCUCUUAUACCCUCUCCAACACUGAUCUCCUAUACCCUCUCUCCCCAACAUUUCUCUCUUAUACCCUCUCUCCCAACACUUCUCUCUUAUACCCUCUCCAACACUGAUCUCCUAUACCCUCUCUCUCCAACAUUUCUCUCUUAUACCCUCUCUCCCAACACUUCUCUUAUACCCUCUCUCCCCAACACUUCUCUCUUAUACCCUCUCCAACACUGAUCUCUUAUACCUUCUCUCCCCAACAUUUCUCUCUUAUACCCUCUCCCCAUCACUUAUCACUUAUACCCUCUCUCCUCAACACUUUUAUCUUAGCCUCUCUCAGUCCCUUCCUCUCUAUAUUUUCUCUCUUUUGCCCUCUGCUCCGUGUCUAAUCUCCUCCCACCCCCCUUGCUCACUGUCUCACCCCCCCUUUCUCCUCUGCAACGUGCCUUCAGUCGAGUACCAUUGCUUCGGCUCAGUGUCUCUGUUGUGACCUUAACAUCACUUUUUACAAAAGAAAAAGAAAAAAAGAUUGUGUCUCCAAUGUUUUAGCUCCAGAAUAAAAUGCAUCUGUGUAAACGAUAUGUUGGGGAUGUCAAAGAAGGCCAUGUAAAGUGUGGGAUUGAGACUGGGCAGGACUUCAUGAAGGCAGCUGUGUGUUUAAGUGUUGGUGUCCAAGACAGAACUUACACGCAUAGGUUGGGUCGGCCACUACAUUUCACACCACCUUAAUCAGUGGUUUUACUGAAUUAAAAUUCUCAAAGUGAAGGAAAAUGUACUGCAUAAUUGUUUUAAAUUUUUUUUUUCAGAUGCUGUGAUACACGUUUUAGUAAUGCGGGUGUGAUGCGCUCAUACUUUCAGAGUUAGAAGUAUUAAAAAUGAACAAACUUUCAGUUAAUUUCUCAGCAUUUUAAUAUCUGUGUAUUGUUUAAUAAUACAUUACUCAGCAUAACAUGACACACACACACACACUGAGUACAGUUAAAUGUAAAUACUUAACAAAAAAUGGUUUUGAACAGCAUGUAAAAUAUUUUUUAACAGCCUAUUGGAUAAUUUAGCAAGAGUAAUCUUUGAACACCAUUUGUGAAUGUCGAAUUGUUGUUCUGUAAAAUCAGUAAACGUUGAAUUUCCUCAUGGUCAAGAGACACUUUGAUUUAAAUGUACACUUUGUGUUUAUAUGGCAUUUUUUUUCCUGAUACUAUUGAAUGUGUCCAAGAGCUGUCUUGAAACAGUUAUAACUACCAUUCCUACCAUUAGGUGUGGCAACCGAGUACACUUUCUUCUUGUCAGUUGAAGUUGAAGGUCUUCAAAAUAGAUUACUGCGUCAGGAUGGCAAAGAUAUGCUAAGUAUGUUCUUAUUUAACUGCAAUUUUUUACCGCACUUAAAAUGUAUAUUGUGACUGAGGGGCUCCAUAGGUGAACAUCCUUGUCCUUGAAUAGUCACGAUGACAGCGAUGAAGGUGAGGAUGAUGAGGGUAUUAUCAUACAAAGAGCCCAUACUGAAUUUAUGUUAAACUUUGGUCAACUGCAUUUCAUCACGGACCUUAAGGGCAGAACGUAUGUUGAUACAGCAGUCGUGGAGGGAAAAAACAUUGUGUGCAAUGAAGACUUACCGGUUUUACUGAUCUUAGUCUGGAUUUAGUCAGUUGGUGUUUUUAAAUUUUGCCUGUGACUAAACCUAGUUGGCAAUACAAUUUCACCAAGGAGAAGCUAUUAUUUACAUUUCAUUUUUAAUGCAGGCUAAAGGACCGACUGGCUGAAUCCAGGGUCUAGAGUCGACUGGGGAUGGAGUCCUUAGACUUCUCAUAUUGUUCCACCAUCAGCAUGAAAAAGAGGCAUUAAUUCACUCAUACUUGGAUCCCGUUUUAUAACUUCCUGUAGACACGUUCUCAUAGGUGGUGCACUUUGUCAGCUGUGAUUCCAGUGGAGCUUUUACUGUGUAACCCAGCCCUAAUUUCCAUGGCCUUUUUUGUUUCAAAUUUCAGCCUCUUGCUUCUAUGCAGCUGUUGUGUCUAUAACUUGUGUCACUCUGUAAUUUAUUUGUUGAAUGGAUGACAUUUCUUGGUGGCUUUUGAAAUUAAUGUGCAUUGAAGGUUUGUUUUGUUAAGAGCACCGUACUUAGUUUUUUGUGUAUUAUUACAAUUGAAAAAAAGAGAAAGCUGUGUUACUAAUAUACAUACAGAAACUUCCCGUUUUGCUCAAAGCAUUCAGCAGUAUUGUCUAUAGCUGUUUAAGGGAAAUGUUUUUUUAAAAACUAUUUAUAUUUUUUCUUUCUUUUUUUUCUUUUUUCUUUUUGCAUUUGCAUUUUAGCUUGCCACAUUUCAGGCAAAUAAAUUUUAUCUCGGAAACGACCAUUUCAGAAAAAAGGAAAUAAUUUAAAGCACAAAUAGACCUAUUUGUCCAGUGAUUUAAGACAAUUUUAAUAAUUAUUUUUAUGGUUUCUGAUAAACAAGCAGAAGGAAAUUUCUACUCCUUCAGCUUUUUAGCCAAAAGAUUAUUAGGAAGGCAUUACUGAUACACACCGGUGGAAAAUUGUGUUUUAAUGUAUGGAUAAUUUGUACAUAUUGUUUACAAAGACCGUGUGUUUAUUAGAACGUUAUUUUUGGUAAACUGUACAUAUUCUGAAAUUUUCCUGUUGGUGUGAAAAAGCAUACUUCUGUAUUUGUACCUAUUUUGUAAAGGAAUAAAGACGCUGUUUACUAAACAAAGCAUAUAA